AUGGCGAAGCACUUCGGUUCUGAUUCAGACGUCAACUCAAUGAAAUGGCAAUUUCGCGGUAUCAGAGCUGGUGCUAAGAUACAACAAGAUGCGUUAGCCAACGGAAAGGAUCCCAAAGACUUCAACGUCCUUGUUAAUCCCGACUCCAGAAAGCGCGAUGGCAAGUCUGCUUGA
Molecule: messenger RNA, 174 nt
Organism: Sclerotinia sclerotiorum 1980 UF-70
Lineage: Eukaryota; Fungi; Ascomycota; Leotiomycetes; Helotiales; Sclerotiniaceae
Exons: 1
Coding region: 1-174 (57 amino acids)
Source: RefSeq, a predicted model, not a curated record